Molecule: messenger RNA, 939 nt
Organism: Athene cunicularia (burrowing owl)
Lineage: Eukaryota; Metazoa; Chordata; Aves; Strigiformes; Strigidae
Product: class I histocompatibility antigen, F10 alpha chain-like
Exons: 5
Coding region: 1-924 (307 amino acids)
Biological process (GO): immune response
Cellular component (GO): external side of plasma membrane
Source: RefSeq, a predicted model, not a curated record
AUGGGUCUGAACAGCGUUGGCACAGCGUCAAGGACAUCUCCUUUGUCACUCGGCCACACGCCCAGCCCGGGGGUGCCCGAGUUUGUGUCCGUGGGGUACGUGGACGGGAACCUCAUCUCACGCUACGACAGCGAGACCAGGAGGAUGGUGCCCCGGACGAGCUGGGUGGAGAAAAACCUGCAUCGAGAGUUCUGGGACAAGAACACCCGGAUUGCACAGGGCAGCCAGCAGAUCAACCGCAUGAGCCUGGACACAGUGCGGGGCCGCUACAACCAGAGCGGGAGUGGUCACACACGGCAGCGCAUGGUCGGUUAUGACAUCCAUGAGAAUGGGACGUUUAUCAAAGGGGUUUAUCAGACGGCCUUUGAUGGGCAGGACUUCAUGGCCUUGGACACAGACACGAUGACGCUCACCGCAGCGGAUGAAGCGGCGCAAAUCACCAAGAGGAAGUGGGAUGCGGACAGGACGGUCGCUGAGCACGUGAAGCACUACCUGGAGAACACCUGCGUGGAGUGGCUGAGGAAAUACGUGAGCUACGGGCGGGCCGUGCUGGAGAGGAAAGAGCCCCCCACGGUCCAAGUGUCGGGGAAGGAGGCCGACGGGUUCCUGACCUUGUACUGCCGCGCUUACGGCUUCUACCCGCGGCCCAUCGCCGUCAGCUGGCUGAAGGGCGGCGAGGUCAGGGACCAGGAGACCGAGCGGGGCAGCGUCGCGCCCAACAGCGACGGCACCUACUACACCUGGGCCUCCAUCGAGGCCCACCUGGAGGAGAAGGACGAGUACCGGUGCCGUGUGGAGCACGCCAGCCUGCCCGAGCCCAGGCUCUUCACGUGGGAGCCGGAGUCCAGCCAGGUGGACAUCUCUCUGUGGAUGGACAUUGCCGUCCUGGCUGUCUUGGUCAUCAUCACCAUGUUCACCAAAUAGGUCAUAUAGAAGAGU